Aspergillus pseudonomiae is the source of this 3732-nucleotide messenger RNA. Its product is annotated as M1 family metallopeptidase. Gene Ontology annotation, biological process: peptide catabolic process; proteolysis. Bases 434 to 3079 code for a protein of 881 amino acids. The transcript is spliced from 12 exons. Gene Ontology annotation, molecular function: zinc ion binding; peptide binding; metalloaminopeptidase activity. Gene Ontology annotation, cellular component: cytoplasm. NCBI's taxonomy places the organism in Eukaryota, Fungi, Ascomycota, Eurotiomycetes, Eurotiales, Aspergillaceae. The record is from RefSeq and is a predicted model, not a curated record.
AAAAUUCUCCCCACAAAGCUGCUCUGAGUCUUCAAUUCUGAGGUUUAUAUUAAUAAUAUUACUCAUACUACUCCGCGUAAUUGGUAGACUUUGCAACUGGUCUAGUUCAUUCUGCAUAUAUAUGUACUUAUUGGCCGAAAGUAGCCGUAAGCAGAGAUUAAUUUGCCCCUCCAGAAGUUCUAGUAGGUGGUGUUAAACUGGAUGUGGGGGAAAAGGUGUAUGGUUGCGUCGACAAAAGCCACUACUCAGACAAUUUCAUCUGUCAUCCACCCCGUCGCCCCAUCUGGUCAAUGCCACUCCGCCCCUCCCCCUCCUCAGUUCCUUCUCGCAUUCCCACUCUCUUCCUUGUCUGCAUUCCUGCUUGCAAACUUGUGCGAUCAAGCUUGCUAUCGCCUCAACGUUUGUAAGGUGCUGUUCCUCUGAAACCCACGCAAUGGCUGCAAAGGAUAGAGAGGUGCUUCCCGAUGUGGCGAAACCGGUUCACUAUGAUGUCUCCUUAUUUGACAUGCAGUUGGGUGACUCUUGGGGCUACAAAGGCAUCGUCAAGAUAGACUCGAAAAUCACCCGCUCCACGAAGGAACUUGUAUUGAAUUCCAAGGAGAUCGAGGUCCAGAAAGCUGAGAUUUUUGAAAAAGAUGGGACGAAAGUAACCCAGGCGUCUGAGAUAAUCUAUGACCAGAAGUCAGAGAGAGUGACUUUCCAAUUCCCCCAGGAAAUCACACCAUCGGAUGUUGUCCUAUCCCUGGCUUUCACGGGUAUAAUGAACAGCUCCAUGGCUGGUUUUUAUCGUUCUAAGUACAAGCCUGUUGCGAAACCUAGUCCUGACACCCCAAGGGAAGGUGAUUUCCAUUUUAUGCUGAGCACUCAAUUUGAAUCCUGUGAUGCACGCAGGGCUUUUCCAUGUUUUGACGAACCGAAUCUGAAAGCUACAUUUGAUUUUGAAAUCGAAGUACCGAAAGGCCAAACAGCUCUAAGCAACAUGCCUGUCAAAUCUGAGAGAGAAGGCAGCAGCCCUAGUCUGAAAGUAGUUUCUUUCGAGAGAACCCCCGUGAUGAGUACUUACCUUCUAGCUUGGGCUGUUGGUGACUUUGAAUUCGUCGAGGCAAUGACCCAUCGCAGAUACAACGGGAAAAGCAUACCUGUGCGCGUCUACACGACGAAGGGUCUCAAGGAGCAAGCCCGAUUCGCUUUAGAAUGUGCACAUCGUACUGUUGACUAUUUCUCGGAGGUAUUCGAGAUUGAGUACCCCCUACCCAAAGCGGACCUCCUUGCUGUUCAUGAAUUCGCCAUGGGAGCUAUGGAGAAUUGGGGCCUUGUAACAUACCGAACGACUGCCGUUCUCUUCGAUGAGGGCAAGUCAGAUACUCGCUACAAGAACCGCAUUGCGUAUGUUGUUGCCCACGAAUUGGCCCAUCAAUGGUUCGGCAAUCUUGUAACUAUGGAUUGGUGGAACGAACUGUGGCUCAACGAAGGUUUCGCGACCUGGGUUGGAUGGCUGGCUGUCGACCACUUUUAUCCCGAAUGGAACAUAUGGUCUCAAUUUGUCGCUGAAGGAGUACAACAAGCAUUCCAACUCGACUCAUUACGCGCAUCCCACCCAAUAGAAGUGCCUGUAAAGAAUGCUCUUGAGGUCGACCAGAUUUUCGAUCACAUUAGCUACCUUAAGGGAAGUUCCGUGAUUAGGAUGCUGAGCGAUCAUCUUGGUCGGAAUACUUUCCUCCGGGGAGUAGCUAGCUACCUCAAGACCCAUGCUUACGGUAAUGCCACUACCAAUGAUCUUUGGUCUGCGCUCAGUGAAGCAUCCGGUCAAGACGUUAACAGCUUUAUGGAUCCAUGGAUUCGUAAGAUCGGUUUCCCAGUUAUAACAGUGACAGAAGAACCUAGCCAGAUUAGCAUUCGCCAGAACCGAUUCCUCUCUACUGGUGAUGCAAAUCCCGAAGAAGAUGAAACAACUUGGUGGAUUCCGCUUGGAAUCAAAUCAGGCUUAAACUUGGAGGAGGUGAAUUCUCGCGCUCUUGUUGCCAAGACUGAUACUGUCCUAGGCGUCGGCCAGGAUUCGUUUUACAAGAUCAACAAGGAUCUUUCUGGGUUCUACCGGACGAAUUACCCGACUGACCGGCUGGCAAAGCUUGGUAAAUCUCUAGAACUACUGAGCACUGAAGACAAGAUCGGGUUGAUUGGUGAUGCCGCUGCUCUUGCUGUGUCUGGUGAAGGCACCACUGCUGCUCUGUUAGCCCUUCUUGAAGGCUUCAGUGAGGAGCAGAAUUAUUUGGUGUGGUCACAAAUUUCUUCCUCGCUUACAAAUCUUCGCUCAGUAUUUUCUCAGAAUGAGCCUGUAGCUGCCGGACUGAAGGAAUUUGCUCUUAAGUUGGCAUCACCUGCUGCCCAUCGACUUGGUUGGGAGUUCAAGCCAGGCGAAGAAUAUCUUACUGUUCAGUUACGAAAACUUCUUAUCGGAAUGGCCGGCCUUGCGGGUGAUGAGACGGUUAUUGCAGAAGCCAAAAGACGUUUCGGGCUUUGGGCUACAGGCCAAGAUAAGAACGCAAUUCACACAAAUCUGCGUUCAGUCAUCUUCGGCAUCAACGUCUCGGAGGGCGGCUCCAACGAAUAUGCCUCUGUCAAAGAAGAGUAUCUCAAGACGGACUCUGUUGAUGGAAAAGAAAUCUGCCUAGCAGCCCUUGGACGCACCAAAGAUGCUGGACUGGUCCAGGAUUACCUAGACUUUGUAUUCUCGGACAAAGUGGCAAUCCAAGACGUACACAAUGGCGCAGUCUCAUUGGCUGCGAACUCAAAGGUCCGGCGUCUACUCUGGGAGUAUAUGAAGGACAACUGGGGUGCCGUUGAGGCUCGCCUGUCGGCAAAUAACGUCGUCUUUGAGCGCUUUGUGCGAAUGGGCCUUUCUAAGUUUGCAGACCAAAACAUUGGGGAGGACAUUACUUCGUUCUUCCAGCACAAGGAUACAAGUGCCUAUGAUCGUGCGCUAGUUAUUGUUGCGGAUAGCAUUCGGACCAAUGCACGCUAUAAGUACAGAGAUGAGAAAUCAGUUCUGGAUUGGCUCCAGGCUCAUGGCUAUGCCUGAUUGUCGAGGAAUAAAGCGGUCUGCUGCCAACUUACCGUGUGAAGAUGGACCAGGAUAUCAUCAUUAUAUUAUACUGGGCCUAUUCUUCUGAUCUUAACUAGUUUACUUGAAACUACAUGUCUUUGGUUUUCUUUUUGUUUUUCUUCACCAACUCAUGGACUAGCCGUUCAUAAGACUUGGGCGGAAGACCUAGAUCUAGAAAAUUAAAGGAAGAACACGUUGCCUCAGUGCGCUAGUACAGAAAUGGAAUGCGGAAUCAUUAAAUAGGCCCGGGGGCAACUGGCAGUAUCAGAAGAUGCCCAGGAUUGGGUAGGAAGUUCCCCCAUGUAGUUACUAUAUCUGUAUGAACUUGCAAGAGGGAACAAUAAUGAACAAAAGUGAAAAAUUAGUGGCAGUGAAACCGUCCUUGCUUGUUUUCAAUAGCGAUACCAUGCACAAUAGCUGGCGUUGUGAAAGCAGAAGAACGAGUCUCGAAGAAGAAGCCAGUAAGGUAAAGUGGAAGAGCCAGCAUGCCAAAAUAUCAUAGUAUUAAGAGGAACAGCAAGAAUCCAGACAGAUUAUUUAAGAGAAAGUUUAUCAUUUGAUUGGAGCAACUAGACCGAAACGGGUCUUGUGUCUGGGGCGCGGCGAAACGUGAAACGGUCACAAACCAA